AGAGAAGGGGGGCAGAGGGAGAGAGAAGAGACCGAGAGAGAGAGAGGAGAGGAGAGGGGGAGAGAGAGAGAGCAGAGACUCCCCGGCUCCCUCCCACCCUCGCACACAGCGACUGGAGACGGACGGAGAGCAACGCGCUGGGAGAGGAGAGACCACCGAGAACAGCCCCGCGCUCUCACACAUACACUCACACUCGGCUCUUUCCUCUCCCCCCACCUCCUCCUCCUUCCACCCCCUCCACUAACACCAUCUCCUCCUCCUUCUCUCUGCAACAAGAAAAAAAAAAGCCAUUUACAGUUGUAACAGUUGGAGGAUAAUGCAAAGGAAGACGCUGCCUGGGAAUUCACCGUCUGUGGAAAUGCGCCCCAGAGAGGAAUAAAGCAGUCCUCACCUUGCUCUCCCCACCCGGACCCACUUUCCCCUCCCGCCUCGGCCCCCACCCCGGCACCACCAUCACCCCCUUCCCUCCCCCCCACCUUCCCCCCUUUCCCACCCAGGUGUCGGACCAGACGGUCCCCACUUCCACCCUGCACCCCUUCUUCCCCCCCUGUACCAUGAACACCAAUGUCUGCGUGGAGCCCGGGCCGAGCCCGGAGGCCCCGGGCUUGCCCAAGGAAAGCCACCUGCCCGAGGGGGCCCUGAACAGCCUUGUGGAUUACAACUCGGAGAUGGAGCGCUACCGCUCCUUUGCCACCUCCUUCUACAAGACCAACGGGGGCGCCUUCCCGCAGGCGGCCAAGAUCGCGCGCAUCACCACCCCCAUCUUCCCCAGCAGCGCCGCCGCCGCCGCGGCCGCCGCGCGCAUCGGCAUGUCCCCCUGGAACUGCGACAACGCGGCCACCGCCGCCGCCGCCACCGCCAUGCUCUGGGGCAGCGGCGGGGGCGGGGGCGGCGGCGGCGGAGGCGGGGGCGGCGGCGGCGGCGGCGGGGGCGGCGGGGGCAGCAGGAAAUCCUCCUCCGCCGCCGCCUCCUCCUCCGCCUCCUCCUCGGCGAUCCUCCCCGCCGGCGGUGGCGGUGGUGGCGGUGGCGGCGGCGGCGGCGGCGGCGGUGGCGGCGGCAGCAGGACCAGCAUGCACCACCGAAACGACUCCCAGAGGCUGGGGAAAGCUGGCUGCCCGCCAGAGCCGUCGUUGCAAAUGGCAAAUACUAAUUUCCUCUCCACCUUAUCCCCCGAACACUGCAGACCUUUGGCGGGGGAAUGCAUGAACAAGCUCAAAUGCGGCGCUGCUGAAGCAGAGAUAAUGAAUCUCCCCGAGCGCGUGGGGACUUUUUCCGCUAUCCCGGCUUUAGGGGGCAUCUCAUUACCUCCAGGGGUCAUCGUCAUGACAGCCCUUCACUCCCCCGCAGCAGCCUCAGCAGCCGUCACAGACAGUGCGUUUCAAAUUGCCAAUCUGGCAGACUGCCCGCAGAAUCAUUCCUCCUCCUCCUCGUCCUCCUCGGGGGGAGCUGGCGGAGCCAACCCGGCCAAGAAGAAGAGGAAAAGGUGUGGGGUCUGCGUGCCCUGCAAGAGGCUCAUCAACUGUGGCGUCUGCAGCAGUUGCAGGAACCGCAAAACGGGACACCAGAUCUGCAAAUUUAGAAAAUGUGAAGAGCUAAAGAAAAAACCUGGCACUUCGCUAGAGAGAACACCUGUUCCCAGCGCUGAAGCAUUCCGAUGGUUCUUUUAAAACAGUAGUAUAUCUUAUUUUCAAGGCAUUUGGAAGUGAAAGGCAAACUAAAUGUCUUGUUUUAAGAAACUGCUUAGUCCACCACUGAAGAAAAUAUCCAGAUAUUAUUUUCAUUUUAUGUAUAGGGGUUUCUUCAAAAAAAAAAAAAGGAAAAGAAAAGAAAAAAGACAUAUAAAAAUAAUCUGGGAGCUUGGGGAAUUGGCCAGUCUAUUUACUUUCAAUACCCUGAUUCUUUCUUUGAUGUAAUUUAGCUAUCCUAGUGAAGUUGUUGUCUAUUUUGAAAGUGGCUGUAAAAAAUAAGUUUGGGUAAACCCCUGCUGUAAAAUCAUGUAUCUUUGCAAAGUACAUAUCUAUACUUCAUUUUCAAAUAUAUGUGUUUCAGUACUGUAAACUGUACAGAUAGCAGCUUGUAUUUUGUGUGUUUAGACACAAGGAGACAAUCAUCUCUGAGCAUCUAUGGAGAUUAACAGUUUGUACACAACAGUCUGGUUCUGCGAGUUAAAUCUGGAGCAAUAAAUUUUAGCUUUAAAUAUUUUUUGCCAGUUGUUUCUAGGAGCAGCAACAGCAGUGGCAUGUUUUACCAUGCAUCUUUCCGUAGAGACUUGAUGCCGAGUUUUAUAAGACUAAAAGAUGAUGAUGCAUCCAGCAAUUACCUUCAGUUGUAUUGUUCUAAGAGGGGAAGAUGUUAGGAAAGUCUCAAUUAAUCUUUUGAGCACUAUAUUAGAGUAGUGGUUAUGCACUUGCAUUGCUUACAAACGAGCUGUACAGAAAGGUAUACCUCCCAAAUCCUUAGUGUAGUUGACUUGUCUCGGGUGACACUGUAAGGGGGAGUACUCAGAGUAGUUGGAACAUGCAGAAUCAGUUGUAUAAUUUUUUUUUCUUUAAACAGUGUUUUCUAGGAUACAGGAUGAAGUAUCAUAUCUUAGGGGAGAAAUUUAUGACUGACUUUUUUUUUUCCCCCCAGUCCAACAUGGGUUGUAUGUAUGUUUUUGUUUGUCUAUUUUUUGCUCUUUUUCUUUUUUUGGUAGAAAAAAAUAAACACUUAAUAAAAUGUAUCCAAAUGUUUAAAUUCCAUGUAUGAUAUUAAAAGGGUAGUUUUGUUUUAAAAUUUGAAUACAUAAAGGCCUCCAGCAUGAGGCAUGGCUAGGUACAUUUUUAAAUUCAAAAGAAUGAAAUAUGUUCAUGAAAGUGAGGCUUUUAAAUCUCUUUUUAUCUUCCUUUCUCACAGCCUCCUGGUUGCAGCGGUGGCCUUCCCCUAGGCCCUCAGUGGAACGUGCCGUUGCUUCCAUUCCCAUUUUUGUCACUGGAUGCUUUCAUUCCUGAGAAGGCAGGACCACAGUCUGUGGAAUUCCAUAAAUGCAAACAGCCCCCAAACAAAAGGAGCUAAUGCUUCAUAGGACCCAUGCUACCUUUUCAGGUAGUGUUUGGUUUUCUUCUGGCAGUCAGGGUUCUUAAGGCUGUCCCAUUAGGACAAAUGUUUGUGAUGACAUGAUCCUUAAGAGUUUUCUCUCUUUCUUUUUUUUUUUUUUUUUCUGCCAGAUUAGAAAGGCUAUUUUCAGCUUCAGGAAUAAAACAGAGGUUAGCCAAAACACAUAGAGUAUCCAAGUUGCCACGUUACUGUAACUUUUGUCCUCUAGUCACUAGCUAGCUAUUGUAGCCUGUGACAUCCAUAAGCCUGCUGAAAAGUUAGCAACGUGGACCACGUGAAGAAAAAUAACCUGAGAAGAGAAAGGGUGAUGAAAAGGACUGUAAAGUUUUAGAAAGACUAACAGAUGAAUAAUUUUAAAAGGCUAGUUGUAGUUUUGAAUGGGAAAUAAUACGGACAGAGGAGAUUUUUUUUUAAACGCAGAAAGAGCACUUCAUCCUUGGGUGUGGAGAAGGCACUUAACAAACGCCAGUGUGAAGAACAAUGUGACUUAACUUGCCUAGGGUCUGAAUGCAAGGUCUACAGUUACUGUCAAGUAGCCUUCUUGAAGAAAAUUCAUUAUGUAUUACACUUAUCCAUGUUUAGAGAAGAGAAUUAUAUGAUCACAAAUUAAAACGUGCUGUAUAUUAAUUUUGAGAUAGCUUUCUACUUGAUGUAUAUUCCUUUGAAGGUUCUGGUUGGAAUUUCUCUUUCUGCUGUGGGACCAAUGAGAGCUGUAUGAGUUCUUUCUUGUUCCAUUUUUUAUUUUAUUUGACUUUUUUUUUUUAAACCAAUUUGCUAAUGAAUUACAAGUAAGUGAAAACUUACUUUCACACUUGAAUGGUAAGGUUGCCUGGCUUUUUGGAAAAUGAUGAUUGUUAUUACAGAAUUGAAACAAACUUUUAUUCAGGCUGCAUUAGGCAUACGGUAACAUAUAAAGAUCUCAUAGCAAUGUACUGUGAGUC
Messenger RNA from Balaenoptera ricei (Rice's whale), 4037 nucleotides. RefSeq names its product CXXC finger protein 4 (gene CXXC4). The record is from RefSeq and is a predicted model, not a curated record. NCBI's taxonomy places the organism in Eukaryota, Metazoa, Chordata, Mammalia, Artiodactyla, Balaenopteridae. The transcript has 3 exons. Bases 555 to 1667 code for a protein of 370 amino acids. Gene Ontology annotation, cellular component: nucleus. Gene Ontology annotation, molecular function: methyl-CpG binding; zinc ion binding.